Molecule: messenger RNA, 1440 nt
Organism: Dracunculus medinensis (Guinea worm)
Lineage: Eukaryota; Metazoa; Nematoda; Chromadorea; Rhabditida; Dracunculidae
Source: the annotation of a GenBank genome assembly
AUGAACAAUGAAUUUUUACGAGAAAUUAUAUCGAUAUUUGACGAAAGGGCUCAACUCGAUUUUGCAUAUUCAAAAACUCUACAAAAACUUUCAACUAAAUUGCAUAAAAUAUCACAAAAUGCUCAAGGAACAAUUGAUCAAGGCUGGACGUGUGUAGCUGAACAAUUCGAAGCACAAGCAACGAUUCAUACGAACCUCGGUUCGGCAAUUCACGAUGAUAUUGUUCAACCACUUCGCGCGAUAUUUAAUUCACAAUAUCAAAUGAUUCGCGCUACGGAUCAACUUGUCGAUCGCGAAUUAAAAAGAAUGAAUGAUAAGCAAUCCGAAACAUUCAAAACCAAACGGCAAUUAUAUAAUUGGAGCCAUGACCUUGAAAAAGUCGAGCAAUUAAUUGAUAAGGAUAAUUCUUCAAAUAUAAAACUUUCGGUGAAAAAAAGAAAAUUACUGGAGCAGGUGACAAAAACAGAGCAAACAUAUGUUGAUGAAACUAUUGAAUGUGAAAAACAGCGACGAGUUGUUCAUGGUGUUCUUCGAAAAGGUGUCGAACGACUUGAGACUAUUGAAAAACAACGUUUAGCGCAUUCUCAAACCGCUCUGGGUAGAUUUCAACGGAAAAUGGCUCAACUUGGACCAAAUCUUAAUAUACUAUUUGAAAGGCAUAUGACUUCAUUAAAUAAUUCGAUUAAUGCUGAUCCUGUGGAGCAUAUUACAAAUCUUACACCAACUUCCUCUGCACAUCAUAUUUCUUAUUUAUGCGAUUUUCCUGCUGAAAACUUUGGUGAAAUUAUUGGUGCUCAACGACGACGAUGGACUUUAGAACGAAUAAGUUCACUGCUUCAAAAAGAAUGCGAAAAGCGGCAAGAAAAUAUUCCAGAUUACUCGAUUUCCAAUACUGAAAAUAAUUUCAAUAAUUUUGCGCUUCAUGAAUUCAUUGAAUUUAUGAGUUUCAAAAUUGAUGAAGCAUUAAGAAAUUUAAAUGGAAAUCAAAAUCAUCGAGAAUAUAAUCGCUUAAUUCGUUAUCAAAUAAAAAUUCGUGAUAAAACUGGUUUGCCGCAAACCAUUCUAAAUAUACCUAUUGAAGAAUCAUUAAAACCAAUUAAACAACCAAAUGCACCGAGUUUACCAACAACAUCAAGCAUCGAUGAUAAUGAAUACGAUCAGAUUUUGGCCAAUGGAAAUCAUAAAGAAACAUUUUAUCAGGCAAAUAGCAAUGAUUUUAUAGCUGCAAAUACAACGGAUUGUUCAAAACAGAUUUGUCGAGUAUUAUAUGAUUUUUCGGCAAAAUCUGAUGAUGAAUUGGAUAUUUCUGCUGGCGAUUGUGUCAUUAUUGAAGAUAAAUUAGGAGAUGAUUGGUUAAUUGGUCAUAAAAUACUUAAUCUUACAAGUGGUUCAUCGAUAUCCAAAACGGGUAGAUUUCCUACUUCUUAUGUGGCCUUAUAG